CGAUGAUACACGCCCACCGUAUCUUGAGCGAAUUUCUGUUGAUGAUCAACGGGGAUGAGCCCGGUUGGCGUGUUGUGCUGCAGUGCUAGUCCGACGUUGGUCUUUUCCUUGGCUUGAAUAAGUGUAGAUUUUAUGCGUCUACUGUGAUAUCACUUUAUCAGAUCAAUGGCUUUUGCAUCCACCAAGAAGUAUAGUAUGGGCAUUAGGACUAAUAUCAACUCUGCAUGAAAUGUGUGGUAUCCCUGCAUGAACUGUUUUACCUGUCUCUGUGACCUUUAAAGAAUAUUGUUCUCUUGAAUAAUUUCUUCGCAAAGACUUUGCUGCAUAUAAAAGAAAAGAAGCUUGCUGGAUCUUCCUACCAUCAUUUUUUUUCAUUCCUCUGUUGCAUGACAAGUGUUCCUUUGUCUUAGAAAGCCUUGCAAUCAUCCAUCCAAAAACAAUCAUAAACUUUAUCCAUUUCAAGUCAUCCAUCGCUGAGAAACUCUGCUCCGCACAUCAUGUAUUCACAGGCAUCGAAGAAGCAAAAGAUGGAUCAGGGCUAUGUCGUUGACUUCCGUAGCGACACCAUCACUAAGCCAACGGAUGCCAUGCGCAAGGCCAUGAGUGAGGCUGUGGUAGGUGAUGAUGUCUUUGGUGAGGAUCCUACUGUCAAUGAACUACAAAACAAGGUGGCCAAAAUGAUGAAGAAGGAUGCUGCCCUCUUUGUUCCAACAGGGACAAUGUCCAACUUGAUCGCAGUAAUGGGUCAUUGUACUGGUCGAGGUGAGGAGAUAUUGCUAGGAGACAAGUGUCACAUCUUUACCUGGGAACAGGGUGGUAUGGCCCAGUUUGCUGGUGUGUGCCCACACACAGUCAAGACCUUACCAGAUGGAACUCUAGACUUGGAGGAGCUAGAGUCCAAGAUACGACCUAGCGAUGUUCACAUGGCCACCACCAAACUCAUCUGCAUCGAAAACACCCAUAAUGCAACAGGAGGCAGAGUACUUCCUCUUGAGUUCUUAAAGAAGGUGAGAGCUAUAGCAGAUAAGCAUAAUCUGAAGGUUCAUUUAGACGGUGCUCGUCUUCUUAACGCAGCCGUUGCUAUGGAUGUUACCCCUGAUGUCAUCACCCAGUAUGUUGACUCUAUCAGUCUCUGUUUCUCAAAGGGACUUGGCUGUCCAGUGGGGUCUGCCCUUAUAGGAUCUAAUGACUUCAUCGCAAGAGCUUUGAGGCACAGGAAAGCUUUAGGGGGAGGUAUGAGACAGUGUGGUGUGCUUGCCGCUGCUGCUCUGGUGGGCAUAGAUCAAGGAUAUGCAAGACUACAUGUCGACCAUGAAAAUGCUCAAAAGCUAUCCAAAGGUCUAAAAGAGAUGGGCAACCCAGUCUUCACUUCCAUCCCAGAGAACACACAGACAAACAUGGUACAUGUUCUAAUACGAGAAGACAUUCCAUCCAUGCAAGCCGCUCAGCUCCUAGGAAACGUCGCUGAUGAUGAAAUCGCCACCCUCGGUCAGAGUAUUCAGGUAAAACUGUUUCCAGAGACUGCUAACUCAUUGCGAGCGGCCAUGAAUCACCAUGUCACAGAGAAAGAUAUCGAAAUGGCUCUAAAGAAAUUCAAAUUCAUUGGAGAAAAGCUGGACAAGAAUGGACUUAAAUAAAGAGUGGUUAGGUUGAGGAUCAUUAUAAGUGAUUCAGAUUUCAGAAUUUGUUCUUGCAAGGAUUCAUCAGGGCUUAUUAUGUCAAUAGCAUAUUAUGUGGGUAAAGGAUUGUGGGAUUUUGGUUUGAGGAUUGUGGAAGUUUUGAAUAUGGGUGAGGUGAGGAAUGAAUUCAAUAUUUUUAUUUUAACUAUCCAUUCAUCCAUCCAUCCAUCAACCCACACAUCCAUACAUCUUUCUAUUGUUAGUUUUUUUAAAAUUUAUUUAUUUAUUGAUUCAUUCAUUUAUUUAUGUAUUUUAUUAUUGAUAUAUUUUAAUUUUUCAUCAUCAUUAGUAUUUUUUUUUUUUUGGGGGGGGGGUCAGAUUAAGAAAGGCAUGUAAUAACAUUCAGCGCAAAACCAAAAAUCACUGCACUGAGGGUGAAACUUCUUUUAUUUGUAAAGUUUUAACAAAUUUUUAAAGGGGUAUAAUUGCCUGCCCCCCCCCCCCCACCCUGUUCAAUCAACAUCAAAUAUGAAUGGCUCUUGAAUGAAUUUAAUGAUGAUGAAUUGGUGAAAGAGCAAGUAUUCUGAUAAAGUAUAUUUUUUCUAAAUUCACAUCAUUAUAUGAUGUUAUCAUUGUAAAUUAUAAUUGCCUGCCCCCCCUCCAACCCUGUUCAAUCAACACCAAAUAUGUAUGGCUCUUGAAUGAAUUUGAUGAUGAAUUGGUGAAAGAGCAAGUAUUCUGAUAAAGUAUAUUUUUCUAAAUUCACAUCAUUAUAUGAUGUUAUCAUUAUAAAUUAUAUGUUAUUAUUCAUGUACAUACAAG
Messenger RNA from Lytechinus variegatus (green sea urchin), 2441 nucleotides. RefSeq names its product probable low-specificity L-threonine aldolase 2. The coding region runs from base 498 to 1637 and encodes 379 amino acids. The record is from RefSeq and is a predicted model, not a curated record. Gene Ontology annotation, cellular component: cytosol. The transcript is spliced from 11 exons. Lineage: Eukaryota; Metazoa; Echinodermata; Echinoidea; Temnopleuroida; Toxopneustidae. Gene Ontology annotation, molecular function: L-allo-threonine aldolase activity. Gene Ontology annotation, biological process: glycine biosynthetic process; L-threonine catabolic process.